Molecule: messenger RNA, 1445 nt
Organism: Zea mays
Lineage: Eukaryota; Viridiplantae; Streptophyta; Magnoliopsida; Poales; Poaceae
Source: RefSeq, a predicted model, not a curated record
CGUUUGAAACCAAUACAUUCCCGUCGUUUACACGUCCCCUCCCUUCCACAUGCUGACAUGCAGCAGCCAGCACCACAGCCCGCCCGCCUUCCGUUCCCUUCAAAACCCCGCACGCCUCGGCCUCCCUGCCAGGUGACUCUCUCUCUCCAGUCCAGUCCAGUCUCGACGACCCACUGCCCUCUCCACCGAAGCAUGCCGGGCGACGUCGACGACGACGGUCCCUACUUCUUCAGCGCGCCGGCGAGCCCCGUGCACUACAUCCUCCGCUCCCCGCCUUCCUCCACGGCCGCCGGCGCGGCCUCGCCCGCCGCCUCCGCCGAUGCCGACUGCUGCGCGGCCGCCGCGGGGGACUUCGAGUUCGCCGCGCACAUGGCGGAUGGACCCGGACCCAAGGGCGGCGCGGCGAUGAGCUCCGCCGAGGAGCUCUUCGUCGCCGGCCGAAUCCGCGUCGGCUGCCUCUCCCCGAUCCGACGACAGGAGGCCGGGCGUGAGGGGGGCAGCGGCAGCGGCGGCGGCGAGGAGGAGGAGGAGGAGGCGGAGCGGGACAGACGCUCGCCGCGGGCUACUCGCCGGACUAGGUCCGUUUCCCCGACGCGUAGCCCCAGGGGCGCCGCCUUCGCCGAGCCUUCCGACACCUUCGCGUCCGCCUCAUCGUCUUCCUCCUCCUCCUCGUCAUCGUCCUCGGCGAAGAACAGUCGGCGGCGGAUAUCGCUGCGGGACCUCCUGAGCCGCACGGGCGGCGACUGCGCGGGGGCGGCGGACCAGGCAUCGUCGUCAGGCACCGGGAGCGCCGAGGUCACCAGCAGGCCGGGUUUCUGGCCGCCGUCUAUCUGGCCAUCGCCGCGCUCGUCGUCCAAUAACUUGCCGCUGCCCUGCCCGGCGCCACAGCCGCCGGGCCGCCGCUCCGCCUCAUCGGACAGGGCCGCGGCGCCGGGCGGCGGCGGCGGCGGCAGUGCUCGGCGCACCACGUCGCUGCCGUACCGACAGAGCCUGGUUCUCGGGUGCCUGGGCUUCGGGGCUCGCAGCCGGAGCACGGGGCUCGCCAAGUCCACGCACCCCCUCUUCUCUUCACGCUGAACACGAAAAGCUAGCAAACGAAGGAUGAAGGAGAGGUGUUUAGGCCAGAAGUCACGCCACAAUUUAUUAUGCCUCAUUCCACGGCAUUUUACAGGAAAAUGACUCAGUUUUAACUACGCUGCUUGUCUGCUUAUCUAUCGUGAGACAGAGAAACAGGUGUGGAUUAAUCUUCAAAUUUUGUUCUCUUUCAUGGUAAUGUUUUAUAUGGACUAUGGAGUAUUAGUGUCGUAGCUAGUGUGUGUGUGUUUCAUCUUGAUGGGAACAAAUGCUACAGCUAUGUGUUUGUCUGUCGUACAUUGGAUUAAAGAUCCUUAAGAAAUGUUCUUUUUUUAAUGAAAAAUUAAAACCCUUAACUGAUUGGUUCUUAA